UCCAACUUGGUCUGCAUAGCUUCCUGCCCCCCAGCACUCUCGGCUGCACCAUGACACUGACUGUCCACCUCUCCUACUUUCUGGUCCUGUUGGCAGCAGGCCAAGGCCGCAAUGACUCCCUCCUCAAGGAUGCCGGGCCCCGACCACUGGAGCUGACAGAAGUCUUCAAGCUGUUCCAGAUCAAAUACAACCGGACUUACUCAAACGAAGCAGAAUAUGCUCGCCGUCUGGACAUCUUUGCCCACAACUUGGCCCAGGCUCAAAGACUGCAGGAGGAAGACUUGGGCACAGCAGAGUUUGGGGAGACUCCAUUCAGUGACCUCACAGAGGAGGAGUUUAGCCAGCUCUACAGUCAUCAGAGGGCGCCUGAAAGGAUCCCCAACGUGGUCAAAAAGGCAGGGUCUGAAAAGUUGGGGGGACCGGUGCCCUCCAGCUGUGACUGGCGUAAGGCAACAAACAUCAUCUCAUCCAUCAAGAACCAGGAAUCCUGCAGGUGCUGCUGGGCCAUGGCAGCAGCGGACAACAUCGAGGCCCUGUGGCGCAUCAAACACGACCCGCUUGUGGAAGUCUCUGUGCAGGAGCUCCUGGACUGUGACCGCUGUGGAAAUGGCUGCCAGGGUGGUUUUGUGUGGGACGCAUAUGUGACUGUCCUCAACAACAGUGGCCUGGCCAGCAAAAAGGAUUACCCAUUCCAGGGGCGCCCCAGCCCCCGUGGGUGUCUAGCCAAGAAGUACAAGAAGGUGGCCUGGAUCCAAGAUUUCACCAUGUUAAAGAGUAACGAACAGGUGAUUGCAGGCUACCUGGCUCUCCAUGGCCCCAUCACCGUGACUAUCAACAUGAAGCUACUCCAGGGUUACCAGAAGGGUGUGAUCAAGGCCACGCACACUAACUGUGAUCCCCAGCACGUGGACCAUUCUGUCCUGUUGGUGGGUUUUGGCAGAGACAAGGAGGAGGGCACACAGUCAGGGACAGUCUUGUCCCAGGCUCGCAAACCCCGCCGCUCUGUCCCAUACUGGAUCCUGAAGAACUCCUGGGGAGCUGAAUGGGGCGAGAAGGGCUACUUCAGGCUAUACCGGGGAAACAACAGCUGUGGUAUCACCAAGUACCCAAUCACCGCUCAUGUGGACCAUCCGGUUAAGAAGUCACCAAUCUCUUGCCCACCUUGAGGCCAGCAGCAACCCCUCAGCCUCUCCCGCUUGGCCACUGCCCUCGUCAGCCUGACUCUGAGGUUCUUCCUGGCUUCUCCAUCCUCUCUGUAUGGCUUCAUAAACCCAGAUAUGAUCCCUGGCUCCUGAGUGGUUUUAGCUG
This is a messenger RNA of Alexandromys fortis (reed vole), 1308 nucleotides long. It is a transcript of the gene Ctsw, whose product is annotated as cathepsin W. The coding region runs from base 51 to 1166 and encodes 371 amino acids. The transcript has 10 exons. Lineage: Eukaryota; Metazoa; Chordata; Mammalia; Rodentia; Cricetidae. The record is from RefSeq and is a predicted model, not a curated record. Gene Ontology annotation, cellular component: lysosome. Gene Ontology annotation, molecular function: cysteine-type endopeptidase activity.